This is a messenger RNA of Thermochaetoides thermophila DSM 1495, 1098 nucleotides long. RefSeq lists its product as uncharacterized. The coding region runs from base 1 to 1098 and encodes 365 amino acids. Gene Ontology annotation, cellular component: membrane. The record is from RefSeq and is a predicted model, not a curated record. Lineage: Eukaryota; Fungi; Ascomycota; Sordariomycetes; Sordariales; Chaetomiaceae. The transcript has 4 exons.
AUGACCGUUACGCAGUACAAUGCCCAGCGCAAGCCGGGCCGGGAGCACAUCCCGCUUUACCCCAGUGCUUACAUUGUUCUGCGCAUCAUCCAGUUCGCAUUUGCCUUCAUCGUCCUUGGGCUGACGGCAUACGCGAUCGGGUACUAUAUGGACCACACGGUGUAUGACGGUCGGCCAAAAACUAGCCUGGCGCUUUCGGUGGCUGUCUUGAGCAUCGUGACCAGCAUCUACCACCUCAUCAGCUGGUUCGGUGUUCCCUUCCUCUUCAACUACUGGGCCAUCUUGAGUGUCGACAUCUUUUUCGUCGUCAUGUGGUUGGUCGGGUUUGCUCUCCUGGCAUCCGAAGCCGCCUAUUGGUAUGAUCAGUUUAAAUACUUUAGCGUGAGCGACGAGGGUAGUGCAUGGCUCGGUUCCCAAGCCGCUGGUUCUGCCGUUGGUGGUGUGGAAUUCGCGCUGCACGUUGCGACCCUCGUCAUACAUUCCAUUGCCUUGCAUCGGCACCGCAAAGCUGGUCUACACGCCAUUCCGGGCCAGGCGCCGACUGCCCCGGCCAGCAUUGCUGUACCCGUUGUGGCUCUUGCUGCCCCCGUGGUCAGCGAGAAACCUCCCGCCUACUCCCAACCUCAACCUCAAUUCGUCCUGCAGCCUCAACCGGCCUUCCAGCCGGCUCUUCAGCCGCCGUUCCAGCCGAUCUCUCAGUCCCUGCCGCCCUACCAGCCUUUCCCUCCGCAACAACAACAACAACAACAGCAGCAGCAGCAGCAGCAGCAGCAGCAGCAGCCGCCACAGCAGCCGCAGCAGCCGCAGCAGCAUCCAUCCAACCCUCAUGCUUCUUGGGUUCCCUCCCCUGUGGGCACUCCAGCUCCGCAGACGGUUGCUCCCGUGCAGGCUCAUGCGCAGGUGGCUGCCCCUAACCCUGUACCGAGCCCCUCGCCCGAAAAGCAGCCGCAGCAGUACCAGGGGUUCCCUCCGCAGGUUCAGCCUCGGCCUGCUCCGGCUCACUUCCCGGGCAUUGACGGACGUCAGGAGCUACCUAGUCCGGAGCAUGGGCCUAUGGGGCCAGGAGCGGAGCUGCCGGGUGAUGAAAAGUUUCAUUGA